CAAUUCCACGAAGGAAAUGCAGAGGAAAUGAAAUUUGAAAGGAAAAGACAAAACCAGCUGUGGGUGGAAUGUACACGAUCUCAAGUACAGAUUUUGACUGCAUCCCAAACACUUCCUUAUGCCAACCACCGUAACCCGUCAAACCGCUUUGACGGGCCCGGUUCUAUGAUAUUUCUCGCUCCGUCUUCUCUCUCUAUCCCUUUCGCUGGAGCCAUUAAAUCUGGGUUUCUGUUAGGGUUUUUUUCUGGUACUGAGAUGGUGGUGUCUGAGAGAUCUUCGCCAACUCCACCACAACCGGCCGCAGCGAAGGAGUAUGGUGUGACAAAGCCAAUAUCUCUUGCUGGGCCAACUGAGGCGGAUCUUCACCGAAAUGCCGAACUGAAAAAGUUUUUGAUCAAGUCUAUGCUUUAUGAGAGCAAGGAAGACUCUAAGAGCAGAGAAGAUGUUAUGCAGCGUAUUGAUCAGAUUGUAAAAUAUUGGGUGAAGCAGUUAACUCGCCAGAGAGGGUACACAGAUCAAAUGGUGGAAGAUGCAAAUGCUGUCAUAUUUACUUUUGGGUCAUAUCGGCUGGGGGUACAUGGGCCGGGGUCUGACAUGGACACCUUGUGUGUUGGGCCGUCUUAUGUGAACCGAGAGGAAGAUUUCUUUAUUGUUUUGCAUGAUAUUCUAGCUGAAAUGGAAGAGGUUACUGAACUUCAGCCGGUUCCAGAUGCUCAUGUCCCAGUAAUGAAGUUCAAAUUUCAGGGAAUAUCAAUCGAUCUCCUUUAUGCAAGUAUAUCCCUUUUGGUUAUACCAGAAGAUUUGGACAUCUCACAUGGGUCUGUUCUGUAUGAUGUGGAUGAGCAAACUGUUCGAAGUCUUAAUGGAUGCAGGGUUGCAGAUCAAAUUCUUAAACUUGUUCCAAAUAUUGAGCACUUCCGCACGACUCUCAGAUGUUUAAAGUUUUGGGCUAAAAGGCGCGGUGUUUAUUCAAAUGUUACUGGAUUUCUUGGCGGUGUAAAUUGGGCUCUUUUGGUUGCUAGGAUAUGCCAGCUUUAUCCCAAUGCUAUUCCUAGUAUGCUGGUUUCCAGAUUCUUCAGAGUCUAUACACAGUGGCGUUGGCCAAAUCCUGUGAUGCUUUGCUUGAUAGAAGAGGAUGAACUUGGGUUUCCCGUCUGGGAUCCUCGAAAAAAUCCUCGGGACCGAACUCAUCAUAUGCCAAUUAUAACUCCCGCAUACCCUUGUAUGAACUCUAGCUACAAUGUCUCAACAAGUACUCUGCGGGUAAUGAUGGAUCAAUUUCACCAUGGAAACAGCAUCUGUGAGGAGAUAGAGUUGAACAAAGCCCAGUGGAAUUCUUUUUUUGAGCCUUACCUGUUUUUUGAGGCAUACAAAAACUAUUUGCAGAUUGACAUAAUUGCUGCAGAUGCAGAUGAUUUGUUAGCUUGGAGAGGCUGGGUGGAAUCGCGGCUCAGACAGCUCACACUGAAGAUAGAAAGGGACACGUAUGGGAUGUUGCAGUGCCAUCCUUAUCCAAAUGAGUAUACAGACACAUCCAAGCCAUGCCCCCAUUGUUCUUUUUUCAUGGGCUUGCAGAGGAAACAGGGAGUGAGAGUUCAGGAAGGCCAGCAAUUUGAUAUACGCGGAACAGUUGACGAGUUUAGACAAGAUGUAAACAUGUAUAUGUUUUGGAAACAUGGGAUGGAUAUCUAUGUUUCUCAUGUUCGAAGGAAGCAAAUUCCGGCAUAUGUUUUUCCUGAUGGGUAUAAACGACCACGACCAUCAAGGCAUACAAGCCAAGGGGUUGAUAGAAGUCCUGGAGUUGAUGCUGAAGGCUGCAGGUCAAGAUCAGAAGGGCACCCCAAGAGGAAACAUGGUCCUGAAAUGGAAGAUGUGAAGGCAGAAAAACGAGGGAAGCGAAACUCUAUUAGCCCACAACGGCUUGAUUCGGUUUCUUCUGCCUUCAGUGAGGAGGUUAAAUUACAGCACUUGGUGGCUGGGAAUGUGGAUAGCAAUUUAGAGAAUAGGUCAUCUAGUGGGCUAGUAGAGAGUGAAAGAGGUAAUGUUGUGUGUGAUGUGCAAAAAUUGGGAGAAACUGAUGAUCAGAAAUCCGUCACCCCGAAUGAAUGUAAUUCCUUAAAUGCAUGUGAUACAUCAGGAGUUUGGAAUGAGGUAAAGCCAAAUGAACCUGUGGCAGAACCCCCUCCUAGCAAAGAGCUGUUCGCUCCAUGUGAAGUUAAGACUCAGUUUAAUUUAAAGGUUAGACUAAAGGAGGAUAAAGUUGAAGAUCCGGCUUUAACUGAUGCUGAGACUGGAAAUGCUAGGAGACUGCCGAAUGAGAUGGAGAUGGUUUUUGGCGGGGAUGGAGAGCUACUAAAACCAUGUAAGCAGACAGCAGGGUCAGAAAAUGACAGAAGUGUUCUUGGAUCAGAUUCCAGCAUGCAGAACCUCAAUUGCGAGGAAUCCUUGCAGGGUGCUGUGUGUGCAGCAGAUUCAGACUCACUACUGGGAAAUGGGUGUCUAAAUGGGAACGGAAUAUGUGAAAACAACUUGAUGGAAGAAUUGAAGGUGUUCCAUUAUCAUUUGAUCAUUGUAACUUUUUCCUCAGACAAUCUCUUAACUGGUGCAUAUGUCGUGGUUGGGUCCUUCACCACUAUACGUGCUACAGCUGCAGUUACUGUGCUUAAGAACCCGACCAUGUUUUGUGUCCAAGGCUUGGAUACAUGAUCCUCCUUUCUCCAUCUAUUUCCUAGUUAUUAUUUAUUUUUUGAAUUUUAAACCUUCUGUUUUUUUCUCUUGUUUUAUGUAGCCAAAUACUGCCCUUGGGACGGUAGAAGCUCAGGAUGGGCUAGUUCUGAAUCUGUGCAGAAGUCGGUCUUAAGGCACGUGUUUUUUAGCCUUAAAUUCUGUGUAUGAUUGAUCUUAUCUUUAUACUGCCGUGUUUGGUUGUUUGCGUGGCUUUCUUUUUAGCAGGUUGAGCCUGAAAUCAACUGCGUAGAAGUUGGGAAAUGAAUUAUCCUAUGAACUGUUGCUGUGGAAGGAGAGGACCAACACCUUGGACGGGAAGCUUUCGUCAUGGUCUUUAAGGUGCACACAUUUGUGUCAUCUUACAGACUGGGGAGCAAGAGCAAUGGAGAGAAUUGUGCAUAACCGGACCUUUUAGUAAAUACCGUUCUGGUGGUGUAUUAUGCUGUCUUAGAAGUUGUUUUAGCCAUCUGUACCAAGGACUGAAAGUAAAAAGGAAAAAAAAAACAAAAAACAAAAAACAAAAAACGAAAGAAAAAGAAAAAAAACUUGUGAUCCUUUGAACUUUGAAGUUGCUACAUGAAAGGAAGCUUGGUGCUUUCUAGACUUGGCAGCGUGUUAUUUUAGUAGCUUUUCUUCUUGUUAUUGUGCA
Cornus florida is the source of this 3376-nucleotide messenger RNA. RefSeq names its product nuclear poly(A) polymerase 4-like. NCBI's taxonomy places the organism in Eukaryota, Viridiplantae, Streptophyta, Magnoliopsida, Cornales, Cornaceae. The transcript is spliced from 13 exons. Gene Ontology annotation, molecular function: poly(A) RNA polymerase activity; RNA binding. The coding region runs from base 28 to 2706 and encodes 892 amino acids. Gene Ontology annotation, cellular component: nucleus. The record is from RefSeq and is a predicted model, not a curated record.